CAUAGUUGUAGCAAAUAACUGGGACUGGAAGGAGUCCUGGGAAUACAAGGCUGAGCACAUGGAAAAUGCUCAGCGGCUAUGUUUCUUGAGAAAACGCCCAGGAACAAGAAGCACGGUUUGUCCCUGCCCUCGGCCCGUCGGUCCUGGCACGAGAAGGCACUAGAGAGCUGAAGAAUCGAAACACUCGCAGUGAUGGCAUUUAUGACAGACAGUGAGCCGUAGCCUGUUGGACUGCGGUGGGGUUCUGAGUUUUCAAGUUGUGACUGGUAGAGCCCUCUGGCUUUCCUCGGGUAUUCAAGCGGGCGAGGCUACAGGGCGGCCCGGAUCCCCAGCGUGGAGUCAGCGUGCGCAGCUCUCCUCUGCCGGAGUCCUGCAGCUGGGUUGCUCUGGCUGAGGACCAGGAGUCUAGACUGUCUUGGACAGGAGAGAUGAGGGACCUGGAGGAGCGUGGAGCCAGGGCGAAAGCGGCAGACCCGCCUGCGCACACGCUCAGCCAAUCAAGAGCUCACUUCCGGCUUUCCCCUGGAAAGCCGUCCGUCCGCGGGUCCUCUCUCUCUCUCCCGUUUCUCGUUUCCCUCCGGCGGGUGCGUGCGAAGGACAACUUCCGCUUCCGGCGUCGUGCUUGCGGGCCGGAGCAGUUGCGGCUGUGAGGUUGGGCGAUUCAGCGAGCCCCGUAGGUACGGGCCGUCAGUCUGGUUCCCAGUGAGGUCGGUGCUCAAGCCUCCGACAGGCUGCUCCCAAGGCCCGCGUCUGGACUGGAAGGUUAAGACUUAUUUAUAGUUGAUAAACAGCCACCAUGGAGGCCAAGGAUCACAAGAAACACAGAAAGAAGCACAGUGGGCCUAAAGCUGAGAAGAAAAAGAAACGGUACCUGCAGGAUCUCCAGCUCGGAGAUGAAGAGGAUGCUCGGAAGAGAAACCCUAAAGCUUUUGCAGUCCAGUCUGCUGUGCGGAUGGCUCGCUCCUUUCACAGGACUCAGGAUUUAAAGACAAAAAAGCAUCACAUUCCGGUGGUUGACCGGACUCCACUAGAACCUCCACCAAUAGUGGUAGUGGUGAUGGGGCCUCCAAAAGUUGGAAAGAGCACUUUGAUACGGUGCCUCAUUCGGAAUUUUACCAGACAGAAGUUGACUGAGAUCAGAGGCCCUGUGACAAUUGUGUCAGGUAAAAAGCGCAGACUUACCAUUAUUGAGUGUGGGUGUGACAUCAAUGUGAUGAUUGAUCUGGCAAAAGUAGCAGAUCUGGUGCUAAUGCUUAUAGAUGCCAGCUUCGGGGUUGUUGAAAUGGAGACAUUUGAGUUUCUAAACAUCUGUCAAGUACAUGGCUUCCCUAAAAUCAUGGGCGUUCUUACCCAUCUAGACUCCUUCAAGCAUAACAAGCAACUCAAGAAGACCAAGAAGCGGUUAAAGCAUAGGUUCUGGACAGAAGUCUACCCGGGUGCCAAGCUGUUCUACCUUUCUGGAAUGGUACAUGGAGAAUAUCAGAACCAAGAGAUUCAUAACCUGGGCCGAUUUAUCACAGUUAUGAAGUUUAGGCCUCUCACGUGGCAAACUUCUCAUCCUUACAUCCUGGCAGACAGGAUGGAAGAUUUGACAAACCCUGAGGACAUCCGCACAAACAUCAAGUGUGACCGAAAGGUGUCUCUUUAUGGUUAUUUACGAGGGGCCUACCUGAAAAAUAACAGCCAGAUUCACAUGCCAGGUGUAGGGGAUUUUGCUGUCAGUGAUGUCAGUUUUCUCCCGGACCCCUGUGCUCUCCCGGAACAGCAAAAGAAGCGCUGUUUGAAUGAGAAGGAGAAGCUGGUCUAUGCGCCUCUCUCUGGAGUUGGGGGUGUGCUCUAUGACAAAGAUGCUGUCUACGUCGACCUUGGUGGUAGCCAUGGCUUUCAGGCAAUGGAGGAACCAGGCCCUACACAUGAACUGGUCCAGAGUCUCAUCUCCACCCAUGCCAGUAUUGAUGCCAAGAUGGCUUCAAGCAGAGUGACACUUUUUUCUGAUUCCAAACCGCUGGGGUCAGAAGAUAUAGAUAAUCAAGGGCUGUGGAUGCCGAAAGAGGAAAAGCAGCUGGAUGUGAAGACUGGUCGAGUGCGUCGGAAAGCCGUUUUUGGAGACACAGAAGAUGAGUCUGGAGAUGAAGACAGUGAAGAUGAUGAAGAAAUGUCUGAAGGUGACAGAACAGAAAGUGGCUCCAGUGAUGAGGAAGAGGAAGAGGAAGAGGAAGGUGCUAAAGCCACCAGCUGUAAAUACGUGUCGGGCAGGGGAAGCAAGCGACCAAAACUUGCGGAGCAGGAAGAAGACAGUGAGGCAGACCUGCCAGCGUUUGCUGAUAGCGACGACGAUCUUGAGAGGAGCCCUGGGGAAGAGGAGGCGGCAGAGGAAGCAGACGAAAGCAGCGAAGAUGGCGGCGACUCUGCCGCAGGAGACAGAGACAUCGGGGACUCCAAGUCUGCUGGAGGAGAGAGUGGGGCAAGGUUGUCAGCAGCUCGUGAGUGGAGGGACCGUCUGGAUGCAGAGAAGCCUUCCCCAGUGAGAAAAGCGGCCCUCACCACUUCUGAUUCUGGCCAUUGUACAGCCGAAGAGGCAUUCCCAUCUGAAGAGGAGUCUGGAGACUCGGAGCUCAGUUCGGAUGAAGACUCGGAGCACAAAGGGCUUGUCAGGGGAAAGCUUGCAAGUCCUCAGGGGGGCAGUGGACAGAAACUCGAGUCAGAGAACAUGGUUGAUGAGACCAGUGACAUUGAAAUUUUACUCAAAGAGGAAGAAGAGCACAAGGAAGAGAAUAGCAGCUCCAUAGAAACGUCAGGUGCCCUCAAGUGGAAGGAAGACCUUUCCAGGAAGGCAGCAGAGGCCUUUCUGAGGCAGCAACCAGCAGCUCCAAAUCUUCGAAAGCUGAUUUACGGGACAGUGACAGAGGAUAAUGAAGACGAAGAUGGAGACACCCUAGAAGAGCUUGGAGGGCUGUUCCGUGUCAGCCAGCCGGACAGAGGGUGUAAGCACAAGGCUGACUCUCUAGACUGCUCUAGAUUUCUUGUGGAGGCGCCUCAUGAUUGGGAUUUAGAGGAGGUUAUGAACAGUAUCAGAGAUUGCUUUGUGACGGGGAAGUGGGAAGACGAGAAAGAUGCAGCCAAGAUCUUAGCAGAAGACGAGGAGCUCUAUGGUGACUUUGAAGACCUAGAAACGGGGGACGUGCACAAGGGACAACCGGGCCCGGAUACUCAGAUUGAAGACACAGAAGAAGACGUUAAGGAAGAAACUGACCCAACUGAGGAGGAAAGUGCUAAGAAAAAGCAUCUGAGUAAGAAGAGAAAGUUGAAGGAGCUGUUUGACGCGGAGUAUGACGGAGGAGAAAGCACGUAUUUCGAUGAUCUUAAGGGUGAGAUGCAGAGGCAAGCGCAGCUUAACCAUGCUGAAUUUGAAGAUCAAGAAGAUGAAACCAGAGUUCAGUAUGAGGGUUUUCGACCUGGAAUGUAUGUCCGAAUUGAGAUUGAAAACAUCCCCUGUGAAUUCGUGCAGAACUUUGACCCACACUACCCGAUUAUUCUGGGUGGUUUGGGCAAUAGUGAGGGCACUGUGGGAUAUGUACAGAUGCGCCUCAAGAAACAUCGUUGGUAUAAGAAAAUCCUCAAGUCUCGAGACCCAAUUAUUUUUUCUGUAGGAUGGAGGAGGUUUCAGACAAUCCCACUGUACUAUAUUGAAGACCACAAUGGCAGACAGAGGCUUCUAAAGUACACCCCACAGCACAUGCAUUGUGGAGCAACUUUUUGGGGUCCUAUCACCCCACAAGGAACUGGAUUUUUGGCGAUACAGUCUGUCAGUGGUGUGAUGCCUGAAUUUCGGAUUGCUGCCACUGGAGUUGUCCUUGACCUGGAUAAAUCCAUAAAAAUUGUGAAGAAAUUAAAACUAACUGGUUUUCCUUAUAAAAUAUUCAAGAAUACUUCAUUUAUUAAGGGGAUGUUUAAUUCUGCCUUGGAAGUAGCCAAAUUUGAAGGUGCUGUCAUUCGAACUGUCAGUGGCAUAAGGGGACAGAUCAAGAAAGCACUCCGGGCUCCAGAAGGAGCAUUCCGGGCCAGCUUUGAAGACAAGUUGCUAAUGAGUGAUAUUGUUUUCAUGCGAACUUGGUAUCCUGUCUCCAUCCCGGCCUUCUAUAACCCUGUAACAUCUUUGUUGAAACCAGUGGGUGAGAAAGACACCUGGUCAGGAAUGCGGACAACGCAUCAGCUGAGGCUUGCCCAUGGCAUCAAACUAAAGCCAAACAAGGACUCGUUGUACAAGCCAAUCCUGAGACAAAAGAAACAUUUUAAUUCACUGCACAUUCCGAAAGCCUUGCAGAAAGCUCUGCCAUUUAAGAACAAGCCCAAGAUCCAAGCAAAGGCCGGCAGAGUACCAAAGGACAGGCAGAGACCGGCUGUCAUACGUGAACCUCAUGAGAGGAAGGUCCUGGCUCUGCUCGAUGCUCUGAGCACAAUACACAGUCAGAAAAUGAAAAAGGCCAAAGAGCAGAGACACCUGCACAACAAGGAGCAUGUGAAGAUGAAGCAGAAGGAGGAAGAGGAGAAGCUGAGGCGGCAGAAGGACCUGAGGAAGAAGCUCUUCCGGAUCCAGGGUCAGAAGCAGAAACGAAGUCAGAAGUCCAGUCUGAGAGGAGCCGAGGAGAGCUGAAGUGUCUCCAGAACGGAGGGGCUGUCCUCUAGAGCUGCAGCCAUGGUGCUUCAGUGCUUAUGACAAGUCAGGGUGAGAGCCCGAGGAGACUGUGCCUUGAGGAGGACUGUAGAGCCUGCUGGAGGGAUGUGUGCUUGUGAAACAGGUCACAGCAGGGUCUGUGAAUUAGCUCAUUGCUUCUCCCUGUCUCGGUUUAUUUUGUGCUAUAAAAUUAUUAAACUAUUUUCCCAUUAA
Molecule: messenger RNA, 4888 nt
Organism: Peromyscus californicus insignis
Lineage: Eukaryota; Metazoa; Chordata; Mammalia; Rodentia; Cricetidae
Gene: Bms1
Product: BMS1 ribosome biogenesis factor
Biological process (GO): ribosome biogenesis; endonucleolytic cleavage of tricistronic rRNA transcript (SSU-rRNA, 5.8S rRNA, LSU-rRNA); maturation of SSU-rRNA from tricistronic rRNA transcript (SSU-rRNA, 5.8S rRNA, LSU-rRNA)
Cellular component (GO): 90S preribosome; nucleus
Molecular function (GO): GTP binding; GTPase activity; U3 snoRNA binding
Source: RefSeq, a predicted model, not a curated record